AUGGGUCCGCCUUCUCUCGGGCCGACUGCACCGUUUGCCGAAGACUGUCUUCCACCGGAACUUGACUACGACUCUCGCGAUGACCUCCUCAUUUCGAUCAACGCUUGGGCUGCGACGCGGGCUAUGCCUUCACAACGGAAAGUCCACCAGAGCCAAGGGUGGCAGACAGACAGUGACCUUCGCGUGCGACCGGUCUUGUCGACCCCAAAUCCGUCGAUAGAACGUCAGCGAAAGACAACAACCCGAGGGACGGGCUUCGCCACCCUUCUGCUCAUCCUGCUCAUCAACUGCGAUUCUCUUGCCACACAACAAGACAUUUACAAUGGAAUUGCAGCUACCAAGAGAGAUGUAUGCGAAGGGCAAAGUUCAAUUCACGCUUUGGCCAGUCAGCUCGACCAGGAGGGGUUUUGGAGUCGGAUCCAACCCGGCCAAGACGGCCGAGUGACCGCAGUCCUGUUCGCUCAUCCAGAGUCCUUGACGUAUCUCCAGGCAUACCCAGAUGUCUUGUUGCUAGAUUGCACGUACAAGACGAACAAACACGGCAUGCCGCUCCUCGACAUGAUAGGAGUAGAUGCUUGUCAGCGAUCAUUUUGCAUAGCAUUUGCAUUCCUUGGUGGGGAGACCGAAGCUGACUUCGUGUGGGCGUUGGAUCGCCUGAGGUCACUGUACGAACACCAUAGCGCCCGCUUACCCUCUGUCGUCCUAACAGACCGCUGCAUCGCCUGUAUGAACGCCGUUGCCAUUUCCUUUCCCACUUCUUGCUCACUACUCUGUCUGUGGCAUGCCAACAAGGCCGUCCUCCGCUAUUGCCGGCCAGCCUUCGUCCGCCAGGACCAACCGGAGUCCACAAACGCAGAGACAAUUGAUACGUCAGAGAGCAACGGCUGGUCUGAGUUCUACCAAUUCUGGCACUCGAUCAUGGCUGCACCAAACGAAGAAGCAUUCAAGGACCGAGCUACGCAAUUCGAGAAGAAGUACCUACCCAACCACCUCAAACAAGUUGGAUACAUCAAAACUUUCUGGCUUGAAGGGUAUAAGGAAAAGCUUGUUAAGGCUUGGGUUGAUCAACAUGCUCAUUUUGGAAAUACAGUCACGUCGCGCGUGGAGGGCAUACAUGCAUUGUUGAAGGCCCAUCUCAAAAAGUCCACGCUAAAUCUUUUCGAGGCUUGGAGGGCGAUGAAGCACGCGUUACUCAAUCAACUGUCAGACUUGAGAUCGAAUCAAGCCCGACAGCAGAUUCGGGUCCCAAUUGAGCUCUCUGGGCCCUUAUACGCUUCAGUGCGCGGUUGGGUCUCCCAUGAAGCGCUGAGAAAGGUGGAGGAGCAGCGGAAGAUGCUUGCUCCAGACCAUCCUCCUGCCCAGUCGGAUUCCGGGCCCGUACCGGGUCCGCCCCGCGAUGCCACUGAGCUGCUGGUAUCGCCACCACCUAUCUCACCUGACUUGCCAGCCCCACCGCCGCCGAAAUAUGAUUCACCAGAAGCUAUACACAAAAGUUAUACCGCUGCAAGAAGCGCAUGGUAUGCAGCGCAGCCGGCCGGCAGCAUCAAGACAAACCAACAAUACCGCAAGGCAAUGAGGCUUCCAGCUAGGCAUUGCGCCACUACAACGGGGUUGAGAGCAUGGACGAAAGAAGAAAUGAUGGCAUACCUUGACUGGAGCCAUGCAGAAGAUCAGCGUGUUGAAGCCCAGAUCAUGAAGGAGAUGGGAGACAAUCCGUUAGCCAACACACGGAAGGGCGUGGCCGACAUUUGGCGACAGGUAGAAAAGGACAGCCGAGAGCAGGAAACGCUGUAUUCUGCACAUGUUGAGGCAGAUGAUUGUAUUUUCGUCGAGCCGUAG
Messenger RNA from Hirsutella rhossiliensis, 1839 nucleotides. Its product is annotated as MULE transposase domain-containing protein. Lineage: Eukaryota; Fungi; Ascomycota; Sordariomycetes; Hypocreales; Ophiocordycipitaceae. The record is from RefSeq and is a predicted model, not a curated record. Bases 1 to 1839 code for a protein of 612 amino acids. The transcript is spliced from 6 exons. Gene Ontology annotation, biological process: regulation of DNA-templated transcription.